UUUGGAGAAUUUCUUUUAACUCAGUUACAAACCUCGGUGAAGGAGACAAGUUCCCACACCCGGCUCGGCUGACGGAGUCCGCGCGCCGAGCGAGGCGAGGCGAGGGCUCGCCCACCUUUUCUGCGGCUGCAGUGUGUGGCGAUUUUAUCUCUCUUUCAAUCGUGGAGGAAAAGGGACUUACUUGGCUGAGGAAAAUGCUAAUUAUCUGGAUGUGACCGUGACAAGAUUACGUGUGACUGGAGGAAGCAGAAGAUGAGGAAAAUCAUUAUUCGAAAAGGAGAAUAAACGACCCCAGCUUUCUCUGAAAAUUGGUGCUAUUACUUCUGGGGUCAAUUUCCUUUUAUUUUUCUUCCCCUCAAAUUAAGAAACCCUGACUUGAGGGCAGAGAGACAUCCCCCUACCACUGGGGACCUUUCGGGCUUUGAAGACCCUUUGGAUGUAGCGUUGGUGGAACAUUUAGGCGCUCUCCUCUGGACAGAUCACCAUGAAUUCUGUAGCUGGGAAUAAAGAGAGGCUUGCAAUCUCCACCAGGGGCAAGAAAUACGGGGUGAAUGAAGUCGGCUCGCCCACCAAGCCCGCGGCGCCCUUCUCCCCCGAGAGCUGGUACAGGAAAGCGUACGAGGAGUCGCGCACCGGCAGCCGGCCCACCCCCGAGGGCGCGGGCUCGGCGCUCGGCUCGUCGGGGACCCCGUCCCCCGGCUCCGGCACCUCUUCUCCGAGCUCCUUCACGGGCUCCCCGGGCCCCGCCUCCCCAGGCAUCGGCACCAGCUCGCCGGGAUCCCUGGGCGGCUCUCCAGGCUUCGGCACCGGCUCUCCGGGCUCCGGCAGCGGCGGCGGCUCCUCCCCCGGCUCGGACCGCGGCGUCUGGUGUGAGAACUGCAACGCCCGCCUGGUGGAGCUGAAGAGGCAGGCUCUGAAGCUGCUCCUCCCGGGGCCCUUCCCGGGCAAGGACCCUGCUUUCUCGGCUGUGAUUCAUGACAAACUCCAGGUCCCCAACACCAUCCGAAAGGCAUGGAAUGACCGGGACAACCGCUGUGACAUUUGUGCUACGCACCUGAACCAGCUGAAGCAGGAGGCCAUCCAGAUGGUCCUGACCUUGGAGCAGGCAGCGGGCGGCGAGCACUACGAUGCCUCCCCUGGCUCACCCCCACCCCUCUCCAACAUCCCCACUGUGGUGGGGGCCCGGCACGUGGGUGGUCUCCAGCAGCCCAGGGAUUGGGCCUUUGUGCCUGCCUCCUGCGCAACCUCCAGCUACACAGGAUUCGUCACCAACAAGCAUAGCAGCAAACCCAACAGCCUUGGGGUCAGCAAUGGGGCAGAGAAGAAGAGUGGGUCCCCAACCCACCAGGGGAAGGUCAGCCUCCAGAUGGCCACCAGUCCCAGCAACGGGAACAUCCUCAACUCAGUGGCUAUCCAGGCUCACCAGUACCUGGAUGGCACCUGGUCCCUGUCAAGAACCAAUGGGGUCACUCUGUACCCCUACCAGAUUUCCCAGCUGAUGACAGAGACUGGCCGAGAGGGACUCACAGAAGCAGCCCUGAACCGCUACAAUGCAGACAAGCCUACGGCCUGCAGCGUCCCGGCCUCACAGGGCUCCUGUGUGGCCAGCGAGCCUUCCACAGGCACCUCGGUGGCUGCUUCCUUCUUCGCGAGAGCUGCUCAGAAGUUAAACCUGUCUUCUAAAAAGAAGAAACAUCGGCCUUCUACUUCCUCUGUGGCUGAGCUGCCUCUCUUUGCCACCAGCUUCAGUGGGAUUCUGCAGCUCUCCCCUCCCCCUGCCCCACCCUGUCUGCUGAGAGCCGUCAACAAGGUGAAGGACACCCCAGGCCUGGGCAAGGUGAAAGUCAUGGUUCGCAUCUGUUCCACAUUGGCUCGUGACACCUCAGAAUCCAGCUCCUUCUUAAAGGUGGACCCACGGAAGAAGCAAAUCACGUUGUAUGACCCCCUGACUUGUGGGGGUCAAAACACCUUUCAAAAGAGAGCCAACCAGGUCCCUCCUAAGAUGUUUGCUUUCGAUGCAGUUUUUCCACAAGAUGCUUCUCAGGCUGAAGUGUGUGCUGGAACCGUGGCAGAGGUGAUCCAGUCUGUGGUCAACGGGGCAGAUGGCUGCGUGUUCUGUUUCGGCCAUGCCAAGCUGGGAAAGUCCUACACCAUGAUUGGAAAGGACGACUCCAUGCAGAACCUUGGUAUCAUUCCCUGUGCUAUCUCUUGGCUCUUUAAGCUGAUAAAUGAACGGAAAGAAAAGACCGGAGCCCGUUUCUCCGUCCGCAUCUCAGCCGUGGAAGUGUCGGGGAAAGAGGAGAACCUCCGAGACCUGCUGUCUGAGGUGGCCACGGGCAGUCUGCAGGACGGCCAGUCCCCGGGGGUGUACCUCUGCGAGGACCCCAUCUGUGGCAUGCAGCUGCAGAACCAGAGUGAGCUGCGGGCCCCCACUGCAGAGAAGGCUGCCUUUUUCCUGGACGCUGCAAUUGCCUCCCGCCGGAGCAACCAGCAGGACUGCGAUGAGGAGGACCACCGGAACUCCCACAUGCUCUUCACCCUGCACAUCUACCAGUACCGGAUGGAGAAAAGCGGGAAAGGGGGAAUGUCUGGAGGCCGCAGCCGCCUGCAUCUCAUUGACCUUGGCAGCUGUGUGAAAGCUCUUAGCAAGAAUCGGGAAGGGGGCUCAGGUCUGUGCCUCUCACUGUCCGCUCUGGGCAACGUCAUCCUGGCGCUCGUCAAUGGCAGCAAACACAUCCCAUACAAGGACAGCAAGCUGACCAUGUUGCUGCGGGAAUCCCUGGGGAACAUGAACUGCCGCACGACCAUGAUCGCUCACAUCUCGUCGGCGGCGGGGAACUACGCAGAAACCCUGUCCACCAUCCAGAUCGCAUCGAGAGUCUUGAGGAUGAAGAAGAAGAAGACGAAGUACACAUCAAGCUCCUCUGGGGGAGAGAGCUCCUGUGAAGAAGGCAGAAUGCGCCGGCCCACCCAGCUGAGACCGUUCCACACCAGGAAUGCGGUGGACCCUGACUUCCCAAUCUCUCAUUUGUCCAGUGACCCCGACUACUCCUCCAGCAGCGAGCAGUCCUGCGACACAGUCAUCUAUAUUGGGCCUAAUGGCACAGCCCUCUCCGACAAGGAGCUUACUGACAACGAGGGGCCCCCCGACUUUGUCCCCAUUGUGCCGGCCCUGCAGAAGACCAGGAGCGACAGCCGGCCCACGGAGGCAGGAGAGGCCACUGCCAGCCAGUCAGAAAGGGAUUGCCUGAAGUGCAACACAUUUGCCGAGCUGCAAGAGAGGCUAGAUUGCAUCGAUGGCAGUGAAGAGCCCAGUAAGUUUCCUUUUGAAGAGCUGCCUGUCCGGUUUGGGGCAGAACAAGCAAGCAAAUGCCCCUCGCUAAGCCAGGCAGCUGGGGCCAACUUACUCUCCGAGUCUGAUCAGGAAGACAAUGGGUCAGAUGACCAGCUGACUGAGAGAGAAGGCGCUGAGCUCCCAGCCUCCAGGAUACAGCAGAAUCACUCUCCCGUCCCGGCCGCGGCACUCACCAGCAGCCCCAACCCUGCUUCUCCCAGGAGCAUCCCGGGCAGCAGCAGUAGCCAGCACUGCUCCUCCCAGUUGGUGCACAGCCCCAGCCUCCAGAGCAGCCGUGAAAGCCUGAACUCCUGUGGCUUCGUGGAAGGCAAGCCCAGGCCAAUGGGCUCCCCCCGGCUGGGCAUCGCCAGCCUGUCCAAGACCGCGGAGUACAAGCCUCCCAGCUCUCCUUCCCAGAGAUGCAAAGUCUACACCCAGAAGGGGGUCCUGCCCUCUCCUGCUCCCCUGCCUUCCCUGAGCAAGGAUUCCGGCAUGGUGUCAAGUGAGUCCUUGCUGCAGCCUGAGGUCCGAACCCCCCCAGUUGGAAUGAGCCCCCAGAUUUUGAAGAAAUCCAUGUCUGCUGGGAGUGAACGAUUCCCUGAAGCCUCUUUUGACGACGACCAUCCGGCAGCAAGUUCUCCUGAGUCGAAGAAGGAGAUCCUGAGCACCACAACUGUGACGGUUCAGCAGCCCCUGGAGCUAAACGGUGAGGACGAGCUGGUGUUUACGCUGGUAGAGGAGCUGACCAUCAGUGGGGUCCUGGACAGUGGCCGCCCCACCAGCAUCAUCAGCUUCAACAGUGACUGCUCCGUGCAGGCCUUGGCAUCUGGCUCCCGGCCCGUCAGCAUCAUCAGCAGCAUCAGUGAGGACCUGGAGUGCUACUCAAACAUGGCUUCUGUCUCGGAGGUCAGCAUCACACAGUUCCUGCCCCUCCCAAAGCUGGCGCUGGACGAGAAGGCCCGGGACUCUGGGAGCCGGCGCUCCUCCAUCAGCUCCUGGCUGAGCGAGAUGAGCACAGGCAGUGAUGGUGAGCAGUCAUGCCACAGCUUUAUAGCCCAGACGUGCUUCGGGCAUGGGGAAGCCAUGGCUGAGCCACCAGCCUCGGAGUUUGUCAGCAGCAUCCAGAACGCUGCCAUGGUAUGCAGAGAGAAGCCCAAGGUGGGCCCUGACAAUGUGCUCAUCUUGUCUGAAAUGGGGGAAGAGGCUUUUAACAAAGCCACUCCCAUCAAAGCCUGUAAGAUAUCGACCCUGGGCAAAGCCAUGGUCACAAUCUCCAAUACGGCCAAUCUGGGUCGCUGUGAAGGGUACAUCCCCAUGAAGACCAACAUCACCGUCUACCCCUGCAUUGCCAUGGGCCCCCUGAACGUCCAGGAGACUGAGAUGUCCACUGCCUCUGUCACUGCAGCCCCCAAAGCAGCCCAGCCCCAGGAGAACCAGGACACCAGUGCAAAGAAAGAGAUGAAAUUUGAAGACCCCUGGCUAAAGCGAGAAGAGGAGGUGAAAAAAGAGACUGCUUAUCCUAAUGAAGGGAUUAGGUAUGAGACUGGGUCUGGCCCCACAAAGCCGGAGGCUGGGCCUGAGCAGGAGCAGGAGAGGAAGUCCAGUGCUGGUGACAGACUCAGCAGCAGCAGUGGGGAGGUGUCUGCCUCCCCCAUGGGUGACAACUGCCGGAGGAUUGUGGAUGGCUGUGAGAUGGCCGUGCCCAACUUGGCCACCCAGAGCCCUGUGCCUUCCAACAAGAGCCUGAAAUCCAGCAGCCUCCCUAGGGCUUUUCAGAAGGCCAACAGACAGGAGGAGCUGGACAGCCUCUUCUACCACUGUGCCGCUGAGACCAACGGCAUUGGCAUUACCUUGGGUGCCCAGCCCUCAAAGGCGACCCUGGAGAGGAAGGUGGCUUCACCCAAGCAUUGCGUCCUGGCUCGGCCCAAAGGGACCCCCCCUUUGCCCCCUGUCCGAAAGUCCAGCUUGGACCAGAAGAACCGGGCCAGCCCUCAGCACAGCGCCUGCAGCAGCAGUACCAGUAGCCCCUUGAACCAACCAGCGACUUUCCUGGCCAGCUUCCCAGAUGAGUCCAGCAGCAAAAUGAAGGAUGCUAGUAGCAGCAGCAAACUCUUCAGUGCCAAACUGGAGCAGCUGGCCAGCCGGACCAACUCUCUGGGCAGGACGACAGUCAGCCACUACGAAUGCCUCUCGCUGGAAAGGGCUGAGAGCCUGUCCUCCAUGAGCUCCCGGAUACACGCGGGCAAGGACAGCACCAUGCCACGCACGGGACGGAGCCCGGGCCGCAGCGCAGGGGCCUCACCAACCAACUUGGGGACCACCCAGUCUGCCGGAGCCUCGCCCAAGGCCAGCCAGUCCAAGAUCUCCGCUGUGAGCAAGCUCCUCCUGGCCAGCCCCAAGGCACGGAGCCUGUCCACCUCCACCACCAAAACCCUUAGCUUCUCCACCAAAUCCCUGCCACAGUCCGUGGGCCAGAGUUCCAACCUGCCCCCUAGCGGGAAGCACAUGUCCUGGUCUACCCAAUCCCUCAGCAGGAACCGGGGCUCCGGCUCAGGACUGGCAUCUAAGCUGCCCCUGCGAGCAGUCAACGGCCGCAUCUCCGAGCUGCUGCAGGGCAGCGCGGGCCCCCGAGCGCUGCAGCCGCGCCCUGGCCCGGAGGCGGAGGAGCGCGGCGGCCACGGGGAGGAGAAGGCCGUGGCGUCCGUGCACGUGCUGCCCUCGCCCUACAGCAAAAUCACCCCUCCGCGCAAGCCGCACCGCUGCAGCAGUGGGCACGGCAGCGACAACAGCAGCGUGCUGAGCGGGGAGCUCCCGCCGGCCAUGGGGAAGACGGCCCUGUUCUACCACAGCGGCGGGAGCAGCGGCUACGAGAGCAUGAUGCGAGACAGCGAGGCCACAGGCAGUGCCUCCUCCACCCAGGACUCCAUGAGCGAGAACAGCAGCUCCCUCAGCGGGAGGUGCCGGAGCCUCAAAACUCCAAAGAAACGGUCCAAUUCAGGUUCUCAGAGACGGAGGCUUAUCCCAGCGUUGUCCCUUGACACCUCCUCGCCUGUAAGAAAGCCCGCGAACAGCACCGGGGUCCGCUGGGUGGACGGCCCCCUGCGCAGCACCCAGAGGGGCCUGGGAGAACCUUUUGAGAUUAAAGUCUAUGAAAUUGAUGACGUGGAGCGGCUGCAGCGGAGACGAGGGGGCAACAGCAAGGAGGUUGUGUGCUUCAACGCAAAACUGAAAAUCCUGGAGCAUCGCCAGCAGAGGAUUGCGGAGGUCCGGGCCAAGUAUGAAUGGCUGAUGAAGGAGCUGGAGAUGACCAAGCAGUAUCUGAUGCUGGACCCCAACAAAUGGCUGAGUGAAUUUGACUUGGAGCAGGUUUUGGAGCUGGAUUCCCUGGAGUACCUGGAAGCGCUGGAGUGUGUGACGGAGCGCCUGGAGAACCGUGUCAACUUCUGCAAGGCCCACCUCAUGAUGGUCACCUGCUUUGACAUCACCUCCAGGCGCCGAUAAGGAGAGUUGGACCCCUGCCUGGCCAGCCCCCCUCACACCCCAGGACCUCAAAGAGAUAGUCAUCACACUCACCCAGGCCCUCUGGGUUGGAAGCUCUCAAAGACACUAGAAUGAGGAUGAAGGUUGGUGGCAAGUCUGGAGUGAGCGUUGAGUGGAAGGCGAUUUUUCUUUUGUUUUCUGUAGGAAAGGUGCAAACACCAAACACACAUGGAAGGAGAAAAUGAUGGGAAGCCCAAGGGACGUCAAAGCCCCAUGAGACUGAAAAAGCACUUUGAGGAACUUUAAAGAACUUCUUGUACAUAAGAACUGUUAGCAAAAGACACCUCAACUUUCUCUUGUUUUAUGAGAAAGCGGGAGGGUGGGCGUAGGAUUGCCAAUGGAAGCUAAAACAAAACAACAAAAAAUUACCCAGAAUGACUGAUCAAGUGCCUUGCAAAUCUGUAUUAUUAUCCAAACAUUUAUGUUGAUACUUUCUUGUGUACAGAUGGUGCUAGUCAAGAUUAAAACAACAGCAACGAAACAAACAAAGAAAAUCAAACACAUUUUUUGCAAUGUAUUUACAGCUCGUUUUCUCUUGGUGUUUUAUCCUAUUUCUGACUUGCUGUUUCCAAGUACCUUGUGUUUGUAGAGAUAUUUCCUAAUCAGUAUUGCAUAUGAAUAAAUGUUAACUGUCUUUUAUGGUUCUUCUGGUAAGGCCACUCAAACAGGACCUGGAGACUUCAUUACAUGAACCAGGGUGUUCCCAAACGGUUUUGAGCAGCAGGCAAUGCACGAUGUCACCUCCACAGACAGCGCGGCCAGGGACAGACUCAGAGCACUGAUGAAGGAGCAAGUGCACUUGAACUCUAGAGAGCAGAAGAGGAGAAAGGGGCUUGCGUUUUUAAGGGAAAUGGUAUCCCUUAUGAUCUGGGCACUACAUGAUCCUCAUGGGUGGGAUGUUCCAUUCCCAGCAUCCCCUUCAAGUCUUGACACAUGUACUGUUUCCUUUCCCCACUAAUCCAGGGCUCCAUGACCUUCAAAACAUUCUUCAUAUCCAUUUUUAUUCCAAAGACUUUUGAUUGAAAGCUUGAACCAAUCCAACAGAGCCAUACUUUUUCAUUUUCUAGUUUUAUGCAUUGGUUAAAGCAGGGAAUUUUCCCCAGCUUAGAGACCGUCUCAGGCUUAAUAUGCUCAGAGACUCUAACAGUAUUGGUUUAGGACAAGAUCGGGUCUUGAGAUUGCAAAUGGAGUACAAUUUUCAGUUCUCACCGUCCAUACCAAGAAGGCACAAGGCUGUUGCCCUCAACCUUGCCCCCGAAAGCAGAGCAAGGUUACAUCUUCAUACGCUCCAUAACCCUGGCAAGGCACGAUGACUUGGAGCAGAGUACAGAGUUUAAUGAAUAUGGACAUACAGUUCUUGUUAGUUUCCAUCCAGUCAUCUCCAACUCAUGGCGACCUUCUGUAUAACAGAAUGAAACGUCAUCUGGUCCUGCACCAUCUCCACAAUCGUUGGUAUGUUUGAGCCCAUUGUUGUGGCUAUUGUGUUAAUGCAUCUCACUGAGGGUUUCCUUUGUUUUUGCUGACCCUCUACCUUCAAACAUGAUGUGGUUCUUAGCUCCCCAAGGCUUAGAACCUUGUUCUCAAGUUUAGAUUAAUCCAUCCCUGCAACAAUUCCCUAAGGGAUUAUUGGGCCCGUAUUAAUGAUAGAAACCCAGGGUACGGAGUGGUCAAGGGACUUGCCUGAUAACAGUUGUGGAGUAGCAGUGGCGCUCAGGGUCCAGGCGCCCCCCUAUCUUCCAGGUCAGGGCCCUCUCCCAGAGCCCCUGCCAGCCUUCCCAUUGAGGAGGCGGCAAGGAGUUUCCACGUAAGUACUGUUCAUUUUCUCCCUCAAAGGCAGCAGAUCUUCACAAGCCUCUUCAGGAGAGGCAGCCCCUGCUAACCAACUCCCCAGCCCCAGCUGCUGCCCAAGGAAGGCACUCUGCCGGUGCACCUCUGAACACACAGAUCCCUGCACAUCUAUCCCAACAACGAGCAAGGCUCAGGUGAACUCGGUAAUUAGAAGCUGACACCUUGUGAGCAUCACAGUACCCGUCCCUUAGUAGUCAGGACUGGGCAAAGAUUGCCCUGCCAGCUCACUGGUUUUGGAGAUCAGUGUGUAGACUGGACACCAGCUCUAAGGAUUACAAGUUCUGAUUGGCACAUCCAGGUUACUCUGGAAUGAACCAUUUCCCCCCUGAAUUGUACCACUCAAGUUUAACAAGUGUGUCAUCCCAGCUCCUCACCCUUAGCCCCGUUCUGCAGGAUAUUCCGAUGAUUCCAGGCUCAGUCUGUGGUCUCCCAGCACUUGUGUGAAUGGGCUUACUUAACGGCAACAUCCAUGAAAGCUUCUGGGCCCUAAAGGAUGCCAGUCUUUUGAGUUUCCAUUUGCUAUUUGGCAUCCUUUCUGGUUGCUAGUUUGAAAUAGGCUGUUUCAUGAAAAGCCUUUAAUUUGGAGGUUUUUCUGGUGUUUUCAAAGGUGAGUGUUCUGAUUUUUGUUGGCAGCUCAUUCAUUUGAUUAGGACUCAUUGUGCUUAAUUUUUGCCCUUGCCACAGGCUUCCCUGGCCCUGGGGCCACUUGGCUGCAUUUACUUCCUUAGCAGGCCAGCUUCAGAGCCCUGGUGCUUCCUGGAGUCAGACCAAGUGAGAAAACCUAUGAGAUUUCAAACCCGAAUCAGUGGGAUCUUUCCUAGGGGAGUGGCCUUCUGCUUGCCCCCUGCGUAAGCCUACUGUUAUACAUUUACAACAACUUUAUGAGAUACCAAAAGGGUUGCAUGAAACCAAGUGUUAUUUUAGCAAGUCAGAUUGCCUGGCCAAGCUGCUAUCACCACAUCAUGGAGCAAAGGCACAGGAUUCAGUGGGCCAUGGUUUAGGAGAGCAACUUUGCAUGCAUGUUGUCCAUUCUGCCUUUUUCUUUUCUUUUGACCCACGUAAGCUACAAACGUAUUAAUUUACCAAAAUACUGAUAAACCAUGGAUUCUGUGCAGCUGUGUGCUUGUUCCUGGCUCUGCCUAUAAGUCGGCCAUAUAGAUGGUCAUCAACGAACAGCAGGCCUGGCCAACCCCGUGAAGAAGUCGCAUUAACUAAGGCUCUGUACAAUGACCGGCAGUGAGAUAGUCCCAGAUCUUCUUUUGGUUUUGGUGACAGCCCACAAAGGCAAAGGGGAUCACAAGGAGCCAAUUUCUAGUGCAUUACUCACAAAUGAAAGGAUCGGGGAAAUAUUUAUUUGCGAUUAACAUUUAGAUAUGGAAGCCCUAAUUCCUUUCUUGAAAUGUACCCCCCAGCCCCCAUACUAAAUAGUUCAGUUUGAGGUGGACGCAUUAACGGUAGAGCAAAACUAAGACCCAAAAAUAAAUAAGAAAGCAAAUGGUGACAUUGUCUCCCCAGGAGUAAAUCCAGAUUGCAUUCCAUGAUGGUGUUUUGUGCAGCGAGGCAGUGGCAGUUUGCUUUAUCCUGGGCAUUCAAUUCCCACCUGAUAUUUGCAGCCUUUGGUCUGCUUGUCCUUGAAUUCCCCUCUGCGACCUGGGGAAGCUGUCUCUAACUUUCAUCUCUUCCUGACUCUGCCGGUUGUUUUAUCUCCAGCUGCUCUUCUGAGCCUGGGGAACUUGAGAUGCAAAUGCAGAGGUCCCUUACUGACCCAGGUGGGACUCAUACAAAGAACCCCACAAAGCGGGGGGUUCCUCAUGUUAGAAGCGGGGAUGAAAGGCCACACAGUCCAGUUUGGGGACUUUUGCGGCAGGAGCGAGGCCGAGUUUGUCAUAAAUUAGCCUUAAGCCUACUGUGUCCCUAUAAGGUGGUAGUGACUCAAUUAUAGUCACACUUACCAUACGUGGCAGUGGUUCACAAACUGUUACACACACACACAAAUCUCUUGCUGCCUGGGUUUCUGGCCAGGUGUGGAGCGGGAAAUGCAAUUGUGCCCACUUGGGGCUGUAGCUAUGUCCUUGUCAGCCAGUGGCUUCUUUGGGCUUCAGAUCUCGUGCUGAUCAUUAAUUUGGUUAAUCCAUAAGCCUUCCUCACAGGGGUUACUAUUUGGGAUAAAAUAGUAUUUUAAAACUAGCUGUUAUUCUUGGGCUAAAAGGCAAAGCUUCAAGAGCCCACUUUGUGUUAAAUGCAAACACCAUUGCCUGUGUCCUUGUGCUCUUGAUUGGUAACCCAGGCGACUAAAACCAGGUUGCCCUGACUGUAUUUAUGCUCCAUAUUCCAAAAAGGAUUUUUGACUAAAAACAAGUGACUAAAGAUGAGUUCAUUUCAAAAUUGAAAAUGGAAGAAUUCCUGAAUUUACUCGUUGCUCUUUCCUGCUGGACCCUUAGCCCACCCUUUGAACAUAUAGGCAAGGACUUCCUAACGUGUAAAGGCAAUGUACCUUAGACUCUGAAACCAUGCCAGUAAGGGGACAGAUAUGAAGUCCUGUUGGAUGCUAGUUGAUGCUGAGUAGAUUGUUUGUCCUACUGUUCCGGGGCCUCUGCUGCUGCUCAUGACACCUGGCCCAACUUCACUCCCCAGGUGAGGGGCACCUUUGUCCUGUCACACACGAAACUCAUGCAGAGAGAAGAGCCAGCAAGCCCCUGCACUCUGGACCAGAUGAAACAAAGACAGAGGUUAAGUUUCACCAACACUGUCAGCCAAAAAUUUCCUUUGGAGGGUGGGGGACAGGUGGCAGAAAUAUACUGUUCCUUUUAAUUAUAGUAUCUCUCUUCCAGCAAAUAUCCGUCAACAUUUGAGGGUAAAAACUCAUAAACUGUGUCACUUAGCAAUCUCCCUGACAAAAUACAUAUGUUUUAUUACAAACUGUUCAUUAUUUCCAGAUUAAAAAAAUAAUUCCAAUCCAGGAAAAGCUCUUGUCAGUUAAAUUCAUCUUUUCAAAAACAAAUUAUUUUUGAAAAAUUCUCAGAAGCUAAUUUAUCUAUCCCUAAACAAACAUAGUCUGCUUUUGGGUGGCCCUACUCAGAAAUGGAGGUGAUGUCAUAUUGGACACAGUGGCGUGUGUGAUUGCUGUCCUCUAAAUGUAGUUGUUCCCUGUGUCCACGUCUGUAGGGGUGAGUCCUGAAACAGGCAUCCCCACUUCCAUUUCAUGUAUGCAUAGAAAUUACCUCCAAAAACAAAAAAAGGCUCAGCCCUUCGGUCCCCGUACUGCUAACACCCCACACAGUUAUAUUCGAUUUUUGAAAAAGUUAUCACUUACCUGUAAUCUCAGGAUGUUGUUUUACAGUGUUGCUUGCAUUUUGUAAUUUGACAUCAUGGUUGGAAAUCCUUUCCAAUUGCUAUGCAUUGUUGUGGACGUUUGGUAGGUGUGUUCCGUGGCUCUGUGUGUUUUAUUUUUCCCCCUGCUAUAGCAAAAAUCUUUUUUUUUUUUAUAGCAAAAAUCAGCUGGCGGAGACAUGGGCUGGGGGGAGGAAAAAUAAAUAAAUCAGAAGAACAGGGAUUAGAGCCCAAUCUUCAAAGUACAGGGCUUAGUUCAAAAUCUAAGCUGUUUCUAAAUAAGUACCUGAAGGGGCAAAGAGCUCUUCCUUUUGAAUUUGAUGAUAAUGGGCUUGGAAAUGAGCCUCCACAGGCCUGGGUGGAAGAGGGUCCAGCCUUUUCUGACUGGUUCAACACUAAAUUGCUGGGGGGAAAGCUGACAGUAUUGUUAGGUUUCUACAUUUCCCUAAGACCCCACCUUACCCCUGGUGCUUGUGAAGGGGUUGAGGAAAGCAGCUAGUGUUUCUUACCUUGAAUUUCUAUAGUACCCGUUUUUUCUGGAGAAACCAAAGCACUUUAGGGAGGCUUACAACCCGUAAUACUUAAGGCAUCUUGUCCCCUCACUGCGUCCCUGAGAGGCAGGGAGGGGCUGGGGUCAGUAGUCUCAUUUGAGAGGCGGCUAAACCUAGGAGAAAAAGCCUUGCGCUAGGAGUAAGGGAACCGGGGUGCCAGGCCUGGUUUUGUCACUAGCUAUGCAACCUUGGGCAAGUCACUUAACUUUGCUGGGCCUCAGGUUUCCCAGAGGAAAAGCUGCCCUUUGGGAUGGUUUGAGGAGAAGAUGGUAUAAUUGAUGAGAAGUGCUUUGAAGAAAUUAAAGCUCUGUGAGAGCAGAGGAUAAUCCUUUAUAGAUGAAGAGACUGAAUAGUCAAUGAUUGGCCCAAGUUCACAGACUCGUUUUAUAGCAGGGCUGGGACUUGAGUCCAGCAUGGUGCUCUUCCCAUUCCAUAGCGAUGCCCAGGUGUGUGUAGAUGACAACCACACAGACGCCACUCCUGGGUUCCUAUGUGUGUGUGUGUUGGCGGGGUGUGCAUACGUGAAUACACACGUUGUGCAUGGAGCGUGUGGCAUGCUGGAAGGGUAUGGGUCAGAAAACCUGGUCCCUCGUUCCAGUUCUGACAGAAGUCCUCCGGCCUUGGGCAUGUUACCUAACUUUUCUGGAACUCAGUUUUCUGAUCUGUAAAAUGAGGGCGUGUGCUAAGUGGUCUCUGUGGGUCCUUUGGCUCUAGCUCUCUCAUUCCAUGAUGAGUAAUGUAUGUAUGUACAUAGAAAUAUGCUUAUCUGUAGAAACGGGCCCGUUUGACAAUUGGAGACAAGGCCUGCCCAAGGUGCUUUUAUUGUGUCAGAAACAGUGAAUUCACGAACAAAUUCAUAAAACCUUGUUUUAAAAUUCCGUGGUAGUAUUUAAUGACGUUGCUUUUUAAAGUCACUGUUUAACUGAAUGGAAAAUGGUGCAGUCUUAAAAAUUAAGUUCUUCGCUCACAAGUGUUUGCCGUCAAAAUUGUUUUAAUAAAGUUCAUCUGUUAAAGUCAGAAAUUCAACCGUUCUGUACUUGGGCAGGUCCCAACAGCCUAUUUCCAAACAGGCUGGUUUUGUGUAUGGGCCUUUACAUAGGUAUAUAAAAGUGAGCUUUUGGCUUGAUCAUGAUCAAUAUAAGCAGGCUACCUGGAGAACAGUCCAGAAAAGAAAGCUCUAGUUCUUACAAACUAGUGACAUGAAUCCAUUAAGCUGUGUGCCAUUUCCAGUGUAAGACAUUGUUUGCUGGCUAAGGUCUCUGACUUUUUGUGGCAUAUGAGGUGUAAAACGUUGUCAAAAAAAGAAUCUGGUGUUUCAAAGAAUCAAACUAUGGUGGCAUUAAAUGUUCACUUUUAUUCUACCCAGAGUCAUGAAUUCAUCUCUAUCCAAUUUAUCCCUCUGUUUUACAGAGGGGGAAAACAAUUCAAGGCCAGUUGGCGGGUGGAAUUCUUCUCACUUGAGCAACAACUUGGCCUUGGCC
Messenger RNA from Loxodonta africana (African savanna elephant), 14084 nucleotides. It is a transcript of the gene KIF26B, whose product is annotated as kinesin family member 26B. Bases 485 to 6835 code for a protein of 2116 amino acids. Gene Ontology annotation, biological process: microtubule-based movement. Gene Ontology annotation, molecular function: ATP binding; microtubule binding; microtubule motor activity. The record is from RefSeq and is a predicted model, not a curated record. NCBI's taxonomy places the organism in Eukaryota, Metazoa, Chordata, Mammalia, Proboscidea, Elephantidae. The transcript has 15 exons.